Vicia faba (fava bean) is the source of this 426-nucleotide messenger RNA. The record is from the annotation of a GenBank genome assembly. Lineage: Eukaryota; Viridiplantae; Streptophyta; Magnoliopsida; Fabales; Fabaceae.
UGGGAUACGUAUCUUCCGUUGAUAGAGUUCACGUAUAAUAACAGCUACCAUUCUAGUAUCGGAAUGGCACCGUUCGAAGCUUUGUAUGGUCAUAGGUGUAGGACUUCGUUAUGUUGGUAUGAAUCUGGAGAGAAUGUAGUACUUGGACCUGAGGUUGUUCGAGAGACUACUGAGAAGGUGAAGUUGAUUCGAAAGAAGAUGAAAACUUCACAAAGUAGACAGAAAAGUUAUCAUGACAAACGUAGAAAGGACUUGGAAUUUGAAGCUGGUGAUCAUGUAUUUUUUAGAGUCACGCCUGUGACUGGUGUUGGAAGGGCUUUGAAGUCUAAGAAGCUCACUCCUCGUUUCAUUGGUCCGUAUCAGAUAUCAGACAGAGUUGGAAAGGUUGCAUACCGGGUGGCGUUACCGCUAAAUUUGUCGAAAUGA